This is a messenger RNA of Chanos chanos (milkfish), 5453 nucleotides long. RefSeq names its product PR domain containing 2, with ZNF domain b (gene prdm2b). The transcript has 7 exons. Gene Ontology annotation, biological process: regulation of gene expression. Gene Ontology annotation, molecular function: protein binding; histone methyltransferase activity. NCBI's taxonomy places the organism in Eukaryota, Metazoa, Chordata, Actinopteri, Gonorynchiformes, Chanidae. Gene Ontology annotation, cellular component: nucleus. The record is from RefSeq and is a predicted model, not a curated record. The coding region runs from base 1 to 5208 and encodes 1735 amino acids.
AUGGCUGUACCUGGAGGGCUGAUAGAAAGCCUGGAUGACAUUCCACCUCAUGUAUGGAGGGGGCUUCCAGACCAGAUGAGACUGAGACCAUCAGCUGUAAAUCAAAAUCGCAUUGGUGUCUGGGCCACCAAAUGCAUACCUAAAGGUAAAAGAUUUGGUCCAUUCAUAGGAGAGAGGAAGAAGAGGUCUCAAGUGACUAGUAAUGUUUACAUGUGGGAGGUUUAUUUUCCAACGAGAGGAUGGAUGUGUGUGGAUGCCACAGAUCCCAUGAAGGGGAACUGGUUGCGGUAUGUUAACUGGGCACGCUCAUCUGAAGAGCAAAACCUGUUCCCUCUGGAGAUCAACAGAUCCAUUUACUACAAAGUUUUGAGGCCAAUCGAACCAGACGAAGAGCUGCUAGUAUGGUACAAUGGGGAAGACAAUCCUGAGAUAGCAGCUGCAUUAGAGGAAGAAAGGGCCAGCAGCUUGAGCAAGAAAAAUUCGCCUCGAGCUAAACGAGCUAGAAAGAAGUUGUUUGAAAAAGCCCAGCAAGGGUCCAAACAAUCUAGCCAGACAAAACCUGUCAUCACAGAAAUGCGGGAGUCCCAAGAAGGCCUUAAUGAAGAGGAUGAGAAGCCUUCACCCUCUGAGGGCCAGGUCCAGGUACCUGUGCUAUCCCACAUGACCUCCUCAACCAACAGCAAGGACCCCUCUUCACCACAGCUGUCUUCUGCAGAGGCUGGGCAGGAGAAUGGUGAAGAGAGUGAACAAGGAGAAAUGCAGCUGCCAUCGUCACAGGAGAGCCAACAGUGCACUGCUGAAUCAGUGCAGGUUGACAAAAAUGGUGACUCUGACCAGCAGUUAAUUCAGAACAGUCCUGUUGAGGAAGUCUGUGCAAGUCCUCUGAGUGAAACUGAGUGUGAGUCGUCCUUAUUGAAGCGUGAGGUAGAUGCUGAUCCUGACUUUGAGGACGACACACAAGGGGGGACACAUCGCUGCCAGCACUGUGAGCGCCAUUUUUCCACAAAACAGGGUUUAGAACGCCACACUCACAUACACACCACUGCCAACCAUCAAACCCACAAUUUUAAAUGCCGUUAUUGUGCCAAACCGUUUGGAUCACAGGUUGGCCGGCGAAGGCAUGAGCGAAGACAUGAAAAUGGUCUAAAGAGGCCUGGGGCCCUUGCUGGCACAGCAAUGUUUCGCAGCCCAUCAGUGUUUAUUGAAUCAUCACCAUCUGUAGGUGUAACGUCACCUAGCCAUAUCAUCAUGGGUUCUCAGAAUGGUGCAUCUCCACGAAGCUCUGAUGUUCUAAAGAAAGACACAGGAGCAGAGUCUGAUCGGCCUUCUGUGUUGGAUGAAAGUGGAGAGUCAAAAGAGUUGCAUCCUUGCAAAUACUGUAACAAGGCUUUUGGCACUCACACCAACAUGCGCAGACAUCAGCGUAGAAUCCAUGAGCGUCAUCUUAUGCCAAAAGGUGUUAGUAGGAAAGGUAUGCUGCUACAAGAGGUCCGGUCCCAACAACAGGGUCUAGAGCAUGCCACACCUAACCAAGAAGCAUCACCUAGUGUCAGUCCACCACCAACUUAUGUGCCUAGUGUGGACACAGAAGAUGAGGGAGAACGAGAAGAAUUCAUGGUCGAUGUCUCGAACAACAUUUCUGAGAAUCUUAGUCUUUACAUAGAUGGCAAAAUCUUGCCUACAAACACAGGCAGUAGCUGUGAGGUUAUAGAAGUCGACUCGGGUUCUGCAGCAUUGUUUGGUCUUGAUGCAGUUAUCAUCAGUCCAGAACAAAUGAGUCAGACACUUAAAUGUGAAACAAGGGGAAGUCCCCUUAGGGAUGUUUCAGUGGUUGGCCAGUCAGGUUCUAAAAGAAGAACUACUACGCCGCCACUUCUACCCAAUGUGAAAAUCGAAUCUGAAACAAUGUCGUCCACAGCUUCGCUGUCCUCUACUUCUUCUCAGCCACCUUUAGUGGUCGGAAAUAUUUUUAACCAGUCAACAGAGACGUUGGCCUUCCCGAAGGAGAAAACAAUUUAUCUUUCUCCUAAACUAAAACAGCUUCUGCAGACCCAAGACACUCAGAAACCAACCAUUGCUCUGAUUGCAGAGAGCCACAAGUUAGCAACCCCACUUUCUGUCUCUUCUCUUCCUGCUGCUUCUGGCAGAUUCAAAAGAAGGACUACGUCUCCUCCCACAUCAACACAAAGUAGCUCCUCGCUGAAAACGGAAGGCUCAUCAAGUGAAACUGGGGUCUUGCUCCUACAACAGGUUCCAAGAAUUGAGGGCCAGUCCGUGUCUUCUGCCUGGAGUUUAUCUAACAAAGAUCAAGACACCACAAGUCUUUCUGGAAAAGAAAUGUUCAAGGAGUGGUCUGUUUCAAGAAGUGGAGGUAAUUCAUGUAAUCAGCAACCUCUCGAUCUCUCAAAUGCAGUCAGUAAAAGAAACAGUAACAUUAGUAAAGGGCCUGGAGAGUCUGUGCUGGAUUUAAGUUUGCAUCGGAAGAACGUAGUGGAUCAUGAAGCAAAAGGAAGUCCCACACUCCACCCUCAUACCAAGAAAAAGAAACCCAACACCAGCAUGCUUGAGAAAGUGUUGAUGAAUGAGUACACUGGUUUAAACCCAGCAGGAGAGAGGAGUUCACCUGCUCUCGGCAGUCCAGAUGGUAAUUCUUCAAGCAAUAUCACAGGUGUCUCUCCUUCUAGUCCCUCUUCUAGCUCAGACCGGCUGCCUUAUGAAACAACUCCUCCAUCUCCCCCCUCACUGACUCCUGUGACGAUGAACCCGUCUUCUCCAUCCUCCUCCAGCCGAGCUUCCCCUACACCUCCACCGCCAGUUUUGCCUACUGUUCCUUCGCCUCCAACUUUGUCUUCUCAACCUGCUCAAACAUCAGACUCCUCAGUUUUGUGUUCAUUGCCUGAACUGUCUCCUAAGAUGUUCUCCAGUCAUUUUGAACACGAACUAGAGAUGUCGGAGUCCAGCAAAUGUGAUGCUAAUAUAGUGGAAUCCUGUCCUGAUGCCAUGAAUCCCAGUCAUAGCGAACUGGGCCAAACAGCUGAGCAGUUGGAGCCCAGUACUCAUUCAUUGCUUUCAAGUCCUCAGGACACCACUAGACAUUCUAAGUCAGAUUCCCUCUCAAAGCCUGAAACACUAACUCAGGGCCCAUCCUCUGAUUCUAAAUCUAGCGUGUUAGAGAGUAAGCAUUAUGCAACUUCCUCUCAUUCAGAGGCUAACCUGAAUUCCACUACUAGUGAAAGGGACAUCCCUUGCAAAAUAUUGUCUCAAGAUUUGGGGAACACAAAUGAGGAACUGCUUAAAUCGAAAUCCUCACUCUCACCUGUACAGUUAUCCCCACAAAAUGAAUCCCCUUUGGUCACAUUAAACUCAGCUGCUGCAGAUUCAGAUUGUCAGCAGUCACAAAUUGUCUCAAAUAUUGAAGAAACUGGAAGAAAGGAAGAACCAGUUGACAUAGAAAUUAACACUAAUGGUCAUUUACCUUCGUCUCUGUCAGUAUAUCCAGUGAAAACCUCUAGUGAGGAGAUGUCAGAACAGGAGACCUUUGCUAAGAACUUUGUGUGCAAUGUCUGUGAGGAUCCUUUCCGCUCAAUUUCAGAGCUUAGCCAGCAUAUCAUGAAGCAUUCUGUUGAAUGGCCUUUCAAGUGUGAGUUUUGUGUACAGUUGUUUCGAAAUACCUCAGCGUUACUGGAGCAUCGUUCCACUCUCCAUGGUGUGGGCAGAAUUUAUGUCUGUUCUGUUUGUUCAAAGGAGUUUGCUUUUCUCUGCAACCUCCUACAGCAUCAGAAGGACCUUCAUCCAGACCAGGGCUGUUCCCAUACUGUUGUUGAAAAUGGGAAGCUGAGACCACAGAACUACACUGAUCCAGCCCAGGCAAAUUUGGAGAGUAAUCCUUCAAAUGCAGCUGCUGACUCAGCCGCUGAAGCUGUCUCUCAGAACACUGUUGGAGAUCAUGACAAGAACGACGCUAAUGAGGAGGAUGGUGAGGAGGGCAAGGAGGACCCUACUGAAGAGCUAUACACUACCAUAAAAAUAAUGGCCUCAGAGGCUGGAAAGCCUAAAGGCCCAGAUGUUCGUCUUGGCAUUAAUCAACACUACCCCAGCUUCAAGCCGCCGCCAUUCCCCUACCAUAAUCGCACACCUGCGGGCUCUGUGGCUUCUGCCACAAAUUUCACCACACACAAUAUCCCCCAAACAUUCACCACAGCUAUCCGCUGCACCAAGUGUGGCAAGAGCUUUGACAACAUGCCUGAGUUGCAUAAACACAUACUAGCUUGUGCCAAUGCAAGCGAUAAGAGGCGCUACACUCCUAAGAAAAACCCCAUUCCACUCAGGCAGAUAGUGAAGCCUCAGAAUGGUGUUUUUUCACCUAUAGGAAAUGCCAGCGCAGGACAGAAUGCCUUCCGCAGGAUGGGUCAACCUAAAAGGCUCAACUUUGGCCAGGAGAUGUCUUCCAAAGUAAAGAUGACUGCCCUUAACAAAAAGAAAAAUAAGCUUGUCCAGAAGGCCAUAUCUCAGAAGAAUAAGACUACUGCCUCUGCAAGGAAGGCUGCUAGCCAGACAGAAGAGCAGCAGGAUGUCCAUGUGUGCCCACACUGUAGCCGAGAAUUUACUUACCCAGCCAGCCUUAGCAAGCAUAUUGCAUGCAGUUGCCCAAUGAAGCCUGUUUCAAAGAAAUCUAAAAAAGUAAUGGCAAUUUCCCAUGAUAAGAACAUGAAUCUUCGAAGUAGAGUCACAGACACUGAUGUGAAGCAAGAGCAUGAAGCAGGGUUGAAUGUCAAGACCCUAGGAAAAACAAGGGCUCGCAGCUUGGAGUCUGUGCAAAGUGAAAGUAAAGGAAAACCCAUUCUUUCUCAGGCACGCAUCAAGAGACUUGCCUCUAAUUCAGAUGGCACAGUGCCCCUUUCCAAGAAGAGCAAAAAGAACAAUACUCAGCCUUCAACCCAAUCUUUAACUACUUCACCUCUGGAUGACUCCUUACAGCGUCCAACCAUGAGAAUGCAACGGAUGGGGAAGGAGGUGACCCCUAAAAAGGUGGUAGAGGUGAAAUCACAACAGCAGCCUGAAGUUCAGCCCAAGAAGGAAGGACGGUUCUCUUUGAGGACACGGGAGAGGGUUGGGGGACCAGUCACUCGAAGUCUACAGAUGGCCAGUGCCUCAGCCUCAGUUGAGGUGGUGAAGACAGAGGACCUGUCCAAUCAUGAACAACAGUAAUCCCGGGAGUCCUGACCGAAAAAAGCCAGGUAAAACUACAAGGAUAGCGUAAAUCAUUCCCAGGAAAUGACGGAGGCAUCUUUUAGGGUCAGCUGGAUACCAGAGACUUCCAGGUGGACAUCAUUACCAUAAAUGAGAUUGGACAGAUUUUUGAAAAGGGGUUGGGGGUCUUACCUCUGAAAUGCUUCAUUUGGGCUGAUGGAAGCAUAUUCACAAUGCACUUUGAUAAAUGAACAUAUGUUGGA